This is a messenger RNA of Drosophila willistoni, 1651 nucleotides long. RefSeq lists its product as uncharacterized. NCBI's taxonomy places the organism in Eukaryota, Metazoa, Arthropoda, Insecta, Diptera, Drosophilidae. The transcript has 2 exons. The record is from RefSeq and is a predicted model, not a curated record. The coding region runs from base 259 to 975 and encodes 238 amino acids.
AAAUCUUUACAGUUUGCUAAGAACCAACAAACAAUUCGUUACUUAAAAUAGUUUCCGCUUGAGUUUAAUUUAAUCUUACUUCUAUAACAUACUUUUAGGGCUUUUACGAUUUUCAUUUUAAGAGAAUAAAAUUUCGAAAGAAAGAGAGAGAAGCUCAUUCGUAAUCUCAACGUACUCAAUCUCAGUUCAUUCAAAUAAUUUUAAGAAAAAGUAUUUCAGUUGAUUAACUAAAGUUGAGCUUGUCUGUUCUAAUAUAAAAUGGUCUGCAUAAGGCAAACUGUGCUGCUUUUGAUAGGCAUUUUUCUUGUGUUUGUUCAAGGCAAGAAAUAUCAUUAUUAUCCACGCCCAUUAAAUAUUGAAGGGCCAACUACAACUUCAUCUCCAUUGGAAUUGGAUCAAGUGCGCUAUUCACCCGAAUUGAUAAGGGAUUUUCGUGACUUCAUUAAUCUAAUUCCACAAGUCACCAUAGAUACCGUUGUGGCCAAGCAUAUGUUUAUCGAUUCCGAUUUCCGAAAGGCCGUUUUAUUUUUGCGUAGUUCAAGCUUCAAACAAUUCCAAAGACGAGCGGAACAAACGCCUGAGGUUAUCAACAUCAUGAACUAUUUGCAUCUGAAUGAUACAACAUUGCCACGAAGAGUUCGUCGUAGUUAUGACAAUGACAUUGUGAUUUUGGUUCUAAUGCCCUCUGAACCUCAGAGAAAUUUGCAUACUUUCAUUAGCUUCGUGGAAGAACUUUUGACCCAUUUGCCACGUCAAGAAUAUGUGAAUUUGAUCAAGGACAAGUGUGAGAAAAGUGCCAUCUUUGCCAAAUUCUAUCAGGCUCUACGUAGUUCAGAAUUCAUUCCAAUGAUAGAGCAAGCCAUGGUCACACAGAAUGUGAAGAAUCUUAUCAGUACUUUGAACAGCAAUUUCAUUGAUGCUCACAGUCUGAAAAAUAUUGCUUUUGAAGUCAUCUCCUGGGGUCCAGUCAUAUGAAAUUAUCAACUGAUUAAAAUGGACAAUUUGCCAGACUUAAAUAGAUUUACCUGCAAGUUACCUCAACCAAACCUCACCCAACCAUCUGUGCCUGAAGGACUUUUGUCUAAGAAAUCAUUAUUAUCUGCACCCGAGCAAAGUAUUUUUUACUUUUGAGGUUUUUCUUUUUGUUGCGGCCAUCUUAAAGCAAUUUAAAUGUCCAGACUUGCAGUUGUUUUUGCUAAUUAAUUAUAAAUUGGUUCUUAAAGUUCAGUUUUAUGAGUUAUGUGGCUUAUAUACAUAGGUGAAUACUUAUUAAUAGAGCAGAUGUUGAACAAAUAUUUGCAAAUAUUUUAAUCUCUUAUAACUUUAUACUAUGUAGUUUUCUCAUAACCAAAAUACCAUCUAUGUAUGUUCUAUGUUUAAGUUGGUUCUUUUUAAAUAAUAAUUUAAAGUGAAUAUUGUUAACGAAUCUGUUAAAAAUAUAUGCCACUUGUUCUUAAUAUUGGUAAAUGAAUGAUGGCAAUCAAGUUUCAAAUACUUUUUGAAGCCUUGCUGCCCUUUUCCUAACUACAUAAUAAUUUCUGUUCAUUUUGAAUUUAUAUUUCAGUAUAAUAACUCAUAAUUUAAUAAAUUAAAAUCCUAAAAAUAUUACUUUGCUUAACUUCCUGUGCAAUUUGCAUUGCAUUACACAAUU